This is a messenger RNA of Homalodisca vitripennis (glassy-winged sharpshooter), 765 nucleotides long. It is a transcript of the gene Saysd1, whose product is annotated as SAYSvFN domain-containing protein 1. Lineage: Eukaryota; Metazoa; Arthropoda; Insecta; Hemiptera; Cicadellidae. The record is from RefSeq and is a predicted model, not a curated record. Bases 231 to 707 code for a protein of 158 amino acids. The transcript has 2 exons.
UGUCAAAAAGUUUGUUUUGAGUUGUCAUUAAUUUGUCACAUUUUUAGUUUGUACACUGUUAACAGUUGUAUUUUUACGACUUUACAAAUAUUUUAUAAUGAUGUAUAGUUAGGUGAUUAAUUUAAACAAGUAAUCCUUAUUUGUAUAGGUUUAAUCAAGAUAUUUGGUAUAUUAUUCUGAUGUAUAAAUUAAUAACACAUAAUAGAUAGGUAGUCUUAUUUUCAUAUUACAUGGAUAAAAAAUUAGCAGAGUACAGAGCCCAAAAGAAAAGAAAAGAGUUUAUACAGUCAUCAAAAGAAAGGUUUUAUUCCAUUUUUCGAAAUGUCAAAUUAAAAGAUGAAAUGAAUGAAGAAGAAAGUCAUAAGGAUGAAGGAAUAGAGAUAGAACAUGAUCAUUGCAGUAUUUCAUCAGAUGGAGAUACCAGUUCUACCGAUGAAAACCAAUGCUGUGAUGAACUAACAUAUUCCAAGAUAUCUCUGUAUUUUUCACUGUGGUUAAUAUUGUUUUCGUUAGCAAUAUACCUUGAAUUUGGAGCUGUUUAUUUUGUAAUAUCUCUAAUGUACAUAAUCUGGACGAACACUAGGACAGGACCAAAGAGGAGAGGGGAAAUUAGUGCAUACUCUGUGUUUAAUCCCAACUGUGAGGCGAUCGACGGCACUUUGAAACCUGAACAGUUUGAAAAAGAGAUUCGAUAUGGUGUAUUGUGAAAAACGAUAAUAUUGUAUAAAUAUUGACAUAUAUUUUAUAAACAACUUUGAUAAUUUA